Messenger RNA from Yamadazyma tenuis ATCC 10573, 412 nucleotides. Lineage: Eukaryota; Fungi; Ascomycota; Pichiomycetes; Serinales; Debaryomycetaceae. The record is from RefSeq and is a predicted model, not a curated record.
UGGAUAAUGGCUGAUAACGAUCAAAUAGAGAAGAUAUCUUUGGAAUUUACUCAGGCCCAGACCCUGCUCAGCGAGUUGAUUGGUGCCAGACAGCAGCUUGAAACCCAGUUCCAGGAAAACAAAAUUGUUCUCCAGGAAUUUGACCAUUUGAAUGAAGACUCCAAAAUAUAUAAAUUGACAGGCCCAGUGUUAAUGCCACAAGAUUUCCUGGAAGCAAAGAUGAACGUCAACAAGAGAAUCGAAUUCAUCAAAGGCGAAAUCGAAAGAGCCGAAUCCAAGAUCAAGGAACAAGAAACGGUCAUGGAAACCGCCAGAAACCUGUUGGUUGCCAUAAGAACCAAAAUGGCCUCUGCUUAAUUAUUACUAUUUCACCAUGUACAUUAAUCCGAAUAUAUACAGUCUAUCUAUCCCC